AUGGGACGCCUGGCCGCCGAUCGAAGCCUAUACCGGCCGAGCUCUCACCACAACAGGUGCGCAGAAGAGACAGAUGACGGGCUUCUCGAGCCAGGCGUUCCAUCUGUCGACGAGCGACCGAUCCGAGCCCUUGCCAGCCGAGCUCUCGCCGCGCCAGAGACAGAGGACAGGCUCCUCGAACCAGGCGUCCCACCUGAAGCCGAGCCACUGAUGCUCUGGGACGGCCUCUCGCCGCACCAGAUGCGUAGAAGAGCAGAUGACGGGUUCCUCGAACACAAAGUCCGAUCCGCCGAGCCAUCGAUCGACUCUGUCGAGCUUCCCGACCCGGGCGGCUCGUCUGGCACCGGGUCACUGAUCCUCGGUGAUGAGCUCUCACCACGCCAGAUGCGUGGAAGAGACAAGCGGCAAGAUCCUCGAACCCGGUGUCCCAUCUGA
Messenger RNA from Coniosporium apollinis CBS 100218, 435 nucleotides. RefSeq lists its product as uncharacterized. NCBI's taxonomy places the organism in Eukaryota, Fungi, Ascomycota, Dothideomycetes. The record is from RefSeq and is a predicted model, not a curated record. The coding region runs from base 1 to 435 and encodes 144 amino acids. The transcript has a single exon.